AUGCCGGGCCGCACGCCGGGAGCGGCUCGACCGGACCAGGCGGAGCAGGCCCAGCACGCGGCGGCCGGCGCGGACGAUGCAGUGUCGGCCAGUGGGAGUGGGAGUGGCAGCGGUGGUGGGUGCGGUGAACGGGCGGCCUCGGUGUCGACGAGCCAGCGCAUGGUGUCGGCCACGGCGGGCAGCAUCCUGACGUCGUUGCUGGUGACCCCUCUGGACGUGGUGCGUGUGCGGCUGCAGUCGCAGCACCUGGCGGUGCCGCAGACGGUGGCGUCGUUCAAGGCGCUGCCGGCCAACCUGGGCGUGACGGCGUGCUGCCGCGAGGUGUUCUGGGUCGGCGACAACGCGCAGUUCUGCAUGGCCGGCAGCCAUCCCAGCACGAACAAGAACAUUAGCAGCAGCAGCAGCAGCAAUACGAGCAACAUUCGCAGCACUAACAUGAGCGGCCUGGCGGCGGACUGCACGCAGCGGCGCACGUUCACGUCGACGCUCGACGGACUACGCAAGAUCGCUCGGCACGAGGGCGCACGCACGCUGUGGCGCGGGCUCAGCCCGACGCUGGCCAUGGCCAUCCCGGCCAACGUCAUCUACUUCGCCGGCUACGACUGGCUGCGGUACGACGCGCGCAGCCCGAUCCGGCGCGCAACGGCCACGGCCGGGUUUGGCGCGCCCGACCAGGCGGCGGCGCUGGCGGCGGGCGCCACGGCGCGCGUGGUGGCGGCGUCGGCCAUCAGCCCGAUCGAGCUGUUCCGCACGCGGCUGCAGGCGGGCGGCGGCGCCGACCACUUCCGCGAGACGCUGCGCGGGCUGCGGCUGCUGGCGCGCGACCACGGUGCGCGCGUGCUGUGGCGUGGCCUGACGCUGACGCUGUGGCGCGACGUGCCCUUCUCGGGCUUGUAUUGGGCCGGCUACGAGGCGCUGCGGCGGCAGUUUGCAGCUCAGCGUGCGGGACGAGCGGAGGCGGCGGUGGCGGACGGCGCGCUGGCGGUGUUUGGCGAGAGCUUCGCGGCGGGCGCGGCGGCAGGUGCAGCAGCGGCCCUGGUCACGACGCCGUUCGAUGUCGGCAAGACACGGCGCCAGACGGGGCCGGCGUCGCGGCUGUCGAUGGUGGGCUUCCUGUGGCACAUUGCGCGGAGUGAAGGGCUGGCCGGGCUGUUCCGCGGGUGGGCGGCGCGGUGCCUGAAGGUGGCGCCGGCGUGUGCGAUCAUGAUCUCGAGCUACGAGGUGGGCAAGGCGGUCAGCGGGGGGAAGUGA
Messenger RNA from Ophidiomyces ophidiicola, 1251 nucleotides. RefSeq names its product Carrier protein, mitochondrial (gene MTM1). Gene Ontology annotation, biological process: mitochondrial transmembrane transport. The coding region runs from base 1 to 1251 and encodes 416 amino acids. The record is from RefSeq and is a predicted model, not a curated record. NCBI's taxonomy places the organism in Eukaryota, Fungi, Ascomycota, Eurotiomycetes, Onygenales, Onygenaceae. The transcript is spliced from 2 exons.